Messenger RNA from Mesorhabditis spiculigera, 747 nucleotides. The record is from the annotation of a GenBank genome assembly. NCBI's taxonomy places the organism in Eukaryota, Metazoa, Nematoda, Chromadorea, Rhabditida, Rhabditidae.
AUGGAGUUCCUGUUCGGCCGCCGGAAGACGCCCGCCGAGCUGCUCCGGCAAAACCAGCGGGCCCUCAACAAGGCAAUUCGCGAGCUCGACCGCGAGAAGAGCCGCAUGGAGAUGCAGGAGAAGAAGGUGAUCGCCGAGAUCAAGAAGAUGGCCAAGAUGAACCAGAUGGAUUCGGUGAAAGUGAUGGCCAAGGACCUCGUCCGCACGCGGCGCUAUAUCAAGAAGUUUAUAGUGAUGAAGGCGAAUAUUCAGGCAGUAUCGCUGAAAGUGCAAACGCUGAAGAGCCAGGACGCGAUGGCGCAGGCGAUGAAGGGCGUGACGAAGGCGAUGCGCAGUAUGAAUAAACAGAUGAACCUCCCGCAAAUCCAGCAGAUCAUGAUGGAGUUCGAGAAGCAGAGCGAAAUCAUGGACAUGAAGGAAGAAAUCAUGGGCGACGCGAUUGAUGAUGCGCUCGGAGACGCGGAAGACGAUGAGGAGAGCGAGGGCAUCGUUAAUCAGAUCCUCGACGAGCUCGGCAUCCAGAUGGGCGAAGAACUCGGCGGACUGCCGGCCCCGGGUGGAAAGGCUGGACCAGUUGAGGCGAGAGUAACCGUUCCAACCCGCUCACCACGCCGCCCUCUACUCAAUUCACACCGCAAAACGACAAAACAAAAUAUUCUGCCCACCACUCGUCACUACUGUACGUACAUUGUAUUGCCCUGUACUCCUCCACCUCCUCGUCUCGGAUUUGUAUUCUACGUGUGCCUG